Messenger RNA from Exophiala xenobiotica, 1668 nucleotides. RefSeq lists its product as uncharacterized. Bases 395 to 1369 code for a protein of 324 amino acids. The record is from RefSeq and is a predicted model, not a curated record. Gene Ontology annotation, cellular component: plasma membrane; cellular bud neck. The transcript is spliced from 2 exons. NCBI's taxonomy places the organism in Eukaryota, Fungi, Ascomycota, Eurotiomycetes, Chaetothyriales, Herpotrichiellaceae.
UGAAUGCCUUGCUCUAUCUUGCUCAGCCUCCCUCGUUACACAAUCCUUCUUACACCUGAUUGUCACUCUUUCCUCAAAGUCAACACAGUCGCUCUUUUCUUCGCCUUUUGAUAUUCUUUGCCUAGGUGCCCUCACUCUACCUUAGCUUCUCCAACUCUUAACCAGCCCAUUCUGCACAAACACGUCACUCGUUGGUGCACUGUCCGCUGGCCGGCCUUCACUUGGUGACCCUUUCCAACCUCCAUUAACCCAGACACCGACCGUCAAAGAACUAUAGAAGGCAGCCUCGGAUCACAAGUGCGAAUAAUCGGCCACCCUUGCAUACACUCAAGUCUGCGACACGACCUGGAAGAAAGCCUAAUUCAAACGAAUCGUCCUUAUUUCAUGAUCAAAUAUGGCUCACUAUUUACUUCCCCGCGACAUUAUCAACGAUGUGCAGUCCGCCCCCGAGACGUUCAGCAGCUGGGAUAAAUGCAUGGAAAAGGCUUAUUGCAAGUGGCCUGCGAUCAUAGGAAUCGUGGUUGGUUCACUCAUUCUCCUCUCCGUUAUCUGGUGUUUCGCUCGAUGCCUUUGCUGCGGUGCCGAACUCUGCGGAUGCUGCUGUCGUUGCUGUCCUUCCGGCGGCAGACGCGACCGGUCCAAGUUCAAAGACGACUAUUCUCGAAUGCCUCCCACUCCGUACGGCGGCUACCAACCUCCUCCAGCACCCAUGGCAUAUGCUGCAAACCCCAACACUCCACAGUUCGCUACAUUUGAGGAACCCAACAAAAAGAUCAAUGAAGACAGUCUUCCACCCAUGCCCAGCUGGGACACCGCUGUCAAGAGACGGGUAGAGGACCAGAGUGAGCCUCUCAACCCAAGCAAGGAAGGAGACUUGGAAAUGGGGAGACUCGCGUCACAGCAACAGAGGAUGAGAGGUGGCUACAACAGCGUACCUAAUGGCCCAAUGUCGCCUGUAGCACCACAUCCGCAAGGCGAAUACUUUGACAACAACCAAUCCUCCAACUCCGACCUUGGGGAUCAACGAAUGUAUUCCCAUGGACACAACAACUUCCAGUCCGUUCCCUUAAGUCCCCCGCCAACUUACAGAUCACAUUCAAAUGCACCAUCCAUCACGUCUGAUAGGUUCAUGGCCAUGGCGGCCAGUCCAAAUACGUCAGAAUUCAACCACCAGCCCUAUCCAUCCCAUCAACCAUCAUCAUAUGCUCCGAGUGGCAUCAGCACACGAUACGAGGCUCCGACAGAUUAUCCUCCAAGCCGAAUCAGUAUGCCAGAUCCGUACAAUGGACAGCAGCAAUAUCAGGCAAGACCGCCUAGUUUCCUGCAAGUUGGCAGAAAACCUAUUAACGGGAGCAUGAGAGAAAUUUGAGUUGAUGAUCGAUCAUUAUAUGCCAAUCUCGACUUGUUUGUAUAUUGUUGUAUUAGCUAUCAUGACACCAGCCGUGACUGUUGGAUUCUCGCGGAACAGCUGCAAAAAGCAGCGAGCCUUGUAUGAAUUUCGGAAGGCACACAGGAGCGAAAACAAAAUGAGACGAGUCAUGAAAUACCCUGUGAACCCGCACUUUGUCGACUUGAAGCUGCUUUUAAGUCAACGUCCAAUCUCUGUUAUAUCAUCUGUAAGGAUUUCAUACUGUAUAGAGUCUUUUAAGUGAUGCUCGAAGCAACAAG